AUGGGCCCUAUGACCGGUCAACACUGCAGUUUGAGCCAUUUUAGCAUGGCAUGGUCAAUAAAACUACAAACAGAUCUAGGCCAAAAUAAUGGUAGAAAUAUUCUACCACCUACAAAACCGCCAAACAUUCAAGUUCAGUGGUGGUACUAUAUUUCAUUUCAGUUGCUUAAUCCAGUUACAGAAGCAUCGACAUGCAGGAUAAAUAUUUUGUCGAAAUCAGGGUAA
Messenger RNA from Dentiscutata erythropus, 225 nucleotides. The record is from the annotation of a GenBank genome assembly. NCBI's taxonomy places the organism in Eukaryota, Fungi, Glomeromycota, Glomeromycetes, Diversisporales, Gigasporaceae.